Messenger RNA from Aphidius gifuensis, 1498 nucleotides. RefSeq lists its product as uncharacterized. The transcript is spliced from 2 exons. The coding region runs from base 334 to 681 and encodes 115 amino acids. Lineage: Eukaryota; Metazoa; Arthropoda; Insecta; Hymenoptera; Braconidae. The record is from RefSeq and is a predicted model, not a curated record.
GACGAUCAUGGUUAUUUAUAUUUUUAAAAACAACAACAUUUCUUGACAUACGAGGUAAAUAAUAAAAUUCUCUUUUAGAAAAAAUGUUCAACUAAGAACCUGUUAAUGGUAUUAUCACCAAUUUGAUAAUUUAAAAAUAAGAAGAAAAUUUUGAACAGAAAAAAAAAAAUAUGCAGGAUAUUUUCUGGGUAUUCAAGAUUUGUGGAACUAAAGUUUCCUUAUCAGUUAUGACGAUAAUCUUUGAAUAAGUAAAAAAAGAAACUACGUCUAUCGAAUGGUAUAAAAGCUACGCUAUUCAGUUAAAAAGAUUAUAAUUAUAAUAAAUUAUUCAACAUGAAGUUUAUCAUUAUUUGUGCUGUGUUAAUAAUUGCCAGCAUUGCUGAUGCUGCUCCGAGUGGAAAUAAACAAUCACAAAAUGACGAAAUUAAAAAUGUUACGCUUCAACAACCACGCAUGAAUGCACAAGUUGAAACUCAAACUUUGAGUUUUCCAAGUCAAGAUGAUUUUUCACAUCAAGAACAAUCUGCAGACAAUGAUUUUUCAAACACAAAACGGACAAGUCAUCAAAAUCCAUUUACUGAUGAGCUUUUGCAUUCUUCCAUUUUUCAAAUACCCACUUUUCCAGGUGAGAGAUCAUCUGUUUUAUCCUCGACCAACAUGGUCAGAGAGCUCCAGGCUUAACAUCUUGUGGAAAUGUAAUUUUUACUAGUCCUGGAUUAGAAACAACCUCCCACAUGUAUUUAUCUAAUUGUAAUAAUUGAUACCAAUCAUUCCAAGUAUUCAUUUAUUCUUAAAAAAAUAAUUUAUAAGGUUCAUUCUAUUUAAUAUUAAUUGAAUCUUUUUACUUAAAAUUAAUAAAAAUUAAAUAAUCAAUCCUCCAUUUACAUUUAUUUUAUUGAGAGUUAUAUUUAUAAUGAAUGUUUCGAAUUAUCAUAAUAUGUUAUCUCAAAUGACCCAGUGAUAAAAUAUCAUUUACAAAACUCAGUCAUACAAAUAAUUAUCUAAAUAAAUAUCAUUGCCAAGGUUAUACACUGAAUAAAUAAAAAACUUUCAAAUACUUCAAUUUUAAAUAAUAAUAAAAUAACUUUUUAUUUAAAAAAAAAAAAAAAAAGUAAUUUAAUUUUUAGUAUACAUUUUUUUUUUUUUUUUUUGAAUUAAUAUUUUUAAAUAUUUUUACAGAUUACAUAAUUGCAACACAUGAAUUUACAUAAAACUAAUAAAUAACAUGUUAAACAUAUUUAACAUUUUAUUUUUACAAUAAAAAAAAUAACAUUUUAAUAAGGAAUGUAUUUUUUUCUUUUUUUUUUUCUUUAAGAAUGAUCAAAAACAAUAUCUUUAACUUUUAAUUGUUUUGACGGAGACUUUUCCAUUAUUGUUGACGCCAGUUGUGACUUCUUUGGUAGUGAUGACCUUGCCAUCUGGACCAACCUUGGAACUUGUACUGGAGCUAGAAAAACUACUGUAAGAACCAUCACCACCUGGAGAUGGUACAUCUUCA